Molecule: messenger RNA, 1828 nt
Organism: Pterocles gutturalis (yellow-throated sandgrouse)
Lineage: Eukaryota; Metazoa; Chordata; Aves; Pterocliformes; Pteroclidae
Gene: STRN
Product: striatin, calmodulin binding protein
Exons: 15
Cellular component (GO): dendrite
Molecular function (GO): protein-containing complex binding; protein phosphatase 2A binding; armadillo repeat domain binding
Source: RefSeq, a predicted model, not a curated record
GCCCAGAUCGCCUUUCUUCAAGGUGAAAGGAAAGGGCAAGAAAAUCUGAAGAAGGAUCUGGUGCGAAGAAUCAAAAUGCUGGAAUAUGCGCUUAAACAGGAAAGGGCUAAAUAUCACAAACUAAAAUAUGGCACAGAAUUGAAUCAGGGAGAUAUGAAGCCACCAAACUAUGAUUCUGAUGAAGGGAAUGAGACAGAGAUUCAGCCACAACAGAACAGUCAGCUAAUAUGGAAACAAGGACGACAGCUGCUAAGACAGUAUCUGCAAGAAGUGGGCUACACCGACACGAUAUUGGAUGUGAAGUCAAAACGAGUGCGAGCUUUACUGGGCCUCUCAAGCGAUGCUUCAGAGAAGGAAAACAGAAAUCAAGAGCCAAUGGUAAAUGGCACGGAGGGCCAGAUUAAAGAAAACACAAUGAUUGGGAAACCUGAAUUGACUGACUCUGCCUCUCUGCUAGAGACCUUCAAGUUUCUUGAAAAUGCAGCUGCAGACUUUAGUGAUGAAGAAGAUGAAGAAGAUAUUGAAGGAAGAGAGAAAACAAUCAUUGAUACUGCAACAAUUGUAAGGAAAAGAGUGCUAUCUGACAGCAGUGAAGACAGAGACACAGAAGAAGCUUUGAAAGAGUUUGACUUUUUGGUUACCUCAGAUGAAGGUGAUGGGGAGUCAAGAAGUUCAGGAGAUGGAACAGACUGGGAAAAGGAAGACCAGUGUCUCAUGCCUGAAGCUUGGAAUGUCGACCAGGGAGUAAUAACCAAACUCAAGGAACAAUACAAAAAGGAGCGCAAGGGGAAAAAGGGGGUGAAGAGAAAAACUACCGAAGAUAUGUUUCAGCCUCAAUCCUAUAUAAAACAGUCAAAACAGGGAUGUGGGAAAAUGAUGGAGCAAAGCACAGGGCCCAACAGGUCAAAGCUGCAAGAUAUGCUUGCAAACUUGAGAGAUGUUGAUGAUCUCCCUUCAUUACAGCCAUCUGUUGCACCUUCUUCUAGGCCCAGUAGCUCAAGGCUCAUUGAACACGAGAUAAACAGGACAGAUGAAGUGGAAGCUUUAACAUUCCCUCCUUCUUCAGGGAAAUCUUUCAUUAUGGGAACAGAUGAAGCCCUUGAAAAUGAGCUCGGUCUUGGAGAACUGGCAGGUCUCACAGUGGCCAAUGAGGCAGAUUCACUGACUUACGAUAUAGCAAACAAUAAGGAUGCAUUGAGAAAGACUUGGAACCCCAAGUUCACAUUAAGAAGUCACUUUGAUGGAAUAAGAGGUCUCGCUUUUCAUCCGGUUGAACCAGUCUUAAUAACAGCUUCAGAGGACCAUACAUUAAAAAUGUGGAAUUUACAAAAAACAGCCCCAGCAAAAAAGAGUGCUUCUCUUGAUGUAGAGCCAAUAUAUACCUUCAGAGCACAUCAUGGACCAGUGCUCUGUGUGGUGAUGAGCAGUAAUGGUGAACAGUGUUACAGUGGGGGAACGGAUGGCCUCAUCCAUGGCUGGAAUACAACCAACCCAAACAUUGACCCCUACGACUCUUACGAUCCUUCUGUUCUAAGAGGUGCUUUUGUAGGCCAUACAGAUGCAGUGUGGGGUCUGGUUUACAGUGGAGCACACCAGCGUUUGCUGUCCUGUUCAGCAGACGGCACUAUACGCCUAUGGAAAGCUACAGAAAUUGCUCCAGCUCUCAAUAUAUUUAAUGAUAAUCAAGAAAUGGGAAUCCCUUCAUCAGUAGAUCUUGUGAGCAGUGACCCAAGCCUCAUGGUAGCAUCAUUUAACAGUGGACACACUAGCAUUUUUAACAUGGAGACACGUCAACGAAUUCUUACCCUGGAGUCCAGUGUGGAUACUA